CCAGAAGCUUCCGAGCCGGCCGGUCAUGAACGCGCCGCGCGGCCCAGAACCUUCCGUCCCAGCCCCCGUCCCGUCGCGCUCGCUCCCGUACUCGGCAGGAGUAUUUAUCAGCGAGCACCGCCCACUUUCCCGCGGAAGGAAAGCAGCCAGCCAAAGACCACCUGCGUUGCGUGCCACUGUGCUACCCAAUUCUUUGGUUCUUUGGAUUCUUCCGUUUGCGACAGGAGAUCGCUGGUUGUUUGCUUGCUCGGCCACGAGGAGGAAUGGACCGGGUGCUGCUGCCGGUGAGGGUGAAGGAGGAGUGGCCGCCGCCGCCGCCGGAGGAGGAGGAGGAGUUGGAGCACGGGGGCCUGGCGCCGCGGCCGAUGGAGGGGCUGCACGAGACUGGCCCGCCGCCGUUCCUGACCAAGACGUUCGACCUGGUGGCGGACCCGGCCACCGACGGCGUCGUCUCCUGGGGCCGCGCCGGGAACAGCUUCGUCGUCUGGGACCCGCACCUCUUCGCCGCCGUGCUGCUCCCGCGCUUCUUCAAGCACAUCAACUUCUCCAGCUUCGUCCGUCAGCUCAACACCUACAACCAAGAUUUUAGCCGAGUCGCUCGAGCAAGAGAUGACCCAAAAAUGAUAUAAUAUCAGGGCAACAUUUGGUGCUCGUCUUACAACUGUGGUGACUAUGGUGGUCACCAUGAAUAUUGGUAUGCAUCUGAUUCUGGAAUGACAUAAACAUACAAAAACAAAUAUAUAAGAUGGUUCAGUUUGGUAGUUGUGUACGAAUUAUGAAAGAAGAGUAACAUUUAUAGCUUCUCUUAGCAUCUAGCGGUAAGCGGUUCUAUAUGGCAGUGAACUUUACUAGUUGCCGGCAUGUUUUUUGUGUGUGUUGGUGUUGGCUGUGUGCAUCCAGAGGCCGGGUGUAUACUCAUUGUGUUUUGUAUCCGCUUGAUGCUUCAUUUUGAACUAAUAAAAUCCACCCUUUGUCGAAAAAAUUCAUGGCAGUGAACUAUGUUACUGUGAUUCUCUUCCCUUUGUGUAAAUCUUGUAUAUCUACAAUUGAUCAGCAAAGAAGCUGCAAACUAGAAUUAUUUGUUUUUUGCCUCUGGUUUGAAGGGUGAACAUAGCUUGAUCUUCAACAGACUACGAUAGCUAUGGUACUAGUACUCCUACUAGGAUAGAUAGGAUCCUUCAAUAUCUCUGCCACUAUCUGCUUACGUAAAGUCAUGGAGAAUCAUUGGAUUCGAUGGAAAAAUGAGGUUGGGGCCAAUCCUUUGGCAGAGGCAUGUGCAUAGAACCUUAUUUCCUGAAUUCUUCUUGAUACUUGAGAACAAGGAGAUGCUGGGAAGCUGAAUAGCCUGCCUCUUCUUGACGAACAUAUUUAAUUUCUGACAUGGUCUUUCUCCAACUUCUUACUGUGUUGCUAGAUGGAUCAAGACACCGGCUGAAGCUACAAGAACCUGCUUAUUUGUUCUAGAAGACUCCUUUCAUCACCAUCAAGCAAUAUAGUAUACUACUACCUAUUCUUCCACUACUUAUAAAUUUGGGCAUAACACUAUGUGAAACCUACCAUUUUAUAUGUUGUGAAGUAUGCCAUGCUAGUUGAGCUUUGCUGCUUGUGGCUUCUGAACUUGAGCUAACUGCAGUUGUUCUGCUACUCUUUGUGUUUCUCGAAACUAAAAUAAAUAUGUGACUUGUUCUGCAAUUUGCAGGGUUUU
Triticum aestivum (bread wheat) is the source of this 1705-nucleotide messenger RNA. Its product is annotated as heat stress transcription factor A-2d. The record is from RefSeq and is a predicted model, not a curated record. Bases 264 to 629 code for a protein of 121 amino acids. Gene Ontology annotation, molecular function: DNA-binding transcription factor activity; RNA polymerase II cis-regulatory region sequence-specific DNA binding. Lineage: Eukaryota; Viridiplantae; Streptophyta; Magnoliopsida; Poales; Poaceae. The transcript is spliced from 2 exons. Gene Ontology annotation, cellular component: nucleus. Gene Ontology annotation, biological process: regulation of transcription by RNA polymerase II; cellular response to heat.